Messenger RNA from Durotheca rogersii, 663 nucleotides. RefSeq lists its product as uncharacterized. The transcript has a single exon. The record is from RefSeq and is a predicted model, not a curated record. NCBI's taxonomy places the organism in Eukaryota, Fungi, Ascomycota, Sordariomycetes, Xylariales, Xylariaceae. Bases 168 to 353 code for a protein of 61 amino acids.
ACCUCCGACACAUCAGUCCCAAGAUAUUUAUUUUCGUUGUCUUCCCCCGCUUGUCGAUGCAGGAGAUGAACUCGUUGACUCAACCAUUCUCUACACGUCCGAAACCUUUCCUCCAACGCACUGUACCGCCAUCAAGAAGGCAUCCAUAACAUAAGGUCGGCUCAAUCAUGCUCGAGAAAGCGAAGACGAAAGGCGCAGAUCUAGUUGAAUGGGCGACUGCCAACCCUAUCAAGGCCACUGCGUGCGCAGCCGGGGUGGUUUGUGUCGCCGCCCCCGGGUUGGUGGCGGCUCCGCUGUUAGGUGUCACCGGUUUCGGGGCGAACGGGAUCGUUGCAGGUAGGUAUAUAUUCUAGCUCUCUCCUGGCUAACCCCAAGCCUAGCACACCGUGUCUCCUAAUUGUGUAGGCUGACAUCUCAUCGUGCCAGGCUCCUUCGCCGCCAGUGCCCAGAGCAGCAUCGGCAGUGUUGUGGCUCCUUCGCUUUUUGCAACGCUACAAAGCGCCGGCGCGGGUGGAUACGGAGUUGCGGCUGUAUAUCCGGUUGUACAGACUGUUGGCGCGGCCGCUUCGUCGAUUGCGGCCCUGGCUUCUUGGAGGAAGCGAAAAGCAGAUAAACAAGACGCAGUAGUGGAGUCUGAUACUGAGCAAGACACAGCAGUGGAGU